Messenger RNA from Penicillium oxalicum, 225 nucleotides. RefSeq lists its product as uncharacterized. The transcript has a single exon. NCBI's taxonomy places the organism in Eukaryota, Fungi, Ascomycota, Eurotiomycetes, Eurotiales, Aspergillaceae. The coding region runs from base 1 to 225 and encodes 74 amino acids. The record is from RefSeq and is a predicted model, not a curated record.
AUGACGACUGCCUCUUUGGAAACCCCAUCCCGUCGUAUAUUCGUCCUGGUGGAAGUGCAUCUCGGCACUGCCCCUCAGCCGGAAGAGAGCCAGUCCGCGCCGAUGGGAACUGCCGAAGUGGAGGCCCUCUUUUCCCCCCGCAUUGGUUCGCCAGUUGGGCGAUUGGUCAAGUGGGAGCACUCCGGAAGGGACCAGGACGGACUGGAAUUCAAGGAUUCUUCAUGA